AUGAGGCAGAGAAGGUGGCUAGAGUUGAUAAAGGAUUAUGACCUCAGUGGUCAAUACCACCCUGGGAAGGCUAAUGUGGUAGCAGAUGCAUUAAGCAGAAAGGCUUGUUCCUUGAAUGCUAUGCUUAAGGAAAGGCUACCCGCCUUGUAUGUAGAACUUGAAAGCUUCGGGUUGGAAUUGGUUGCACCAGGAUUCUUGGCCAACCUCGAAGUUAGGCCUACCUUGAUGGAUGAUGUUAAGAAAGCUCAGAAGGGACACGAAAGUAUUGAAGGCAUCAAGAGGAAGAUCAAGGCAGGCAAGGCCCCAGGAUUCUCAGAGGAUGAGCAAGGAAUUGUGUGGUUUGGGAAUCGCAUUUGUGUACCCAACAAGAUUGAGCUCAAGAAUUUGAUCUUGCAAGAAGCUCAUGACACCCCGUAUUCCAUCCACCCCAGAGGAACCAAGAUGUAUCAAGACCUAAAGGAAAGAUUCUGGUGGCAUGGCAUGAAGAGGGAGAUAGCCACUUUUGUCGCUAAGUGUGACAUAUGCCAAAGGGUCAAAGCUGAACAUCAGCGACCCGCUGGAUUGUUACAGCCUCUCAAGGUGCCUGAAUGGAAAUGGGAUAAAGUUGGAAUGGACUUCAUCACUGGAUUACCCAGGUCAAAUAAGGGACAUGACUCCAUCUGGACCGGAGGUCAGACGGAACGAGUAAAUCAGAUACUCGAAGACAUGCUCCGCGCCUGUGUCUUAGCAUAUGGAGCUAAGUGGGAAGAUUGCCUACCCUUCGCCAAGUUCUCCUACAACAACAACUACCAGUCCAGUCUUCAGAUGGCACCGUUUGAGGUGCUAUAUGGACGGAAGUGCCGCACUCCCCUCAAUUGGUCCGAGACCGGAGAAGGACUAGUCUUUGGGCCCGAUAUCCUCUAUGAAGCAGAAGAGCAAGUCCAACUUGUCAGAGAUCAUUUGAAGACUGCCAAGUCAAGACAGAAGAGCUACGCUGACUCACGUCAUCGAGACAUAACCUUCCGAGUUGGAGACCAUGUCUAUCUCUGGGUCACACCUCUCAAGGGAACCCAGUGCUUCCAUGUCAAAGGAAAGCUCACACCAAGAUACAUCGGCCCCUUCAAGAUCACUGACUGGCAAGGAGAAGUGGCUUACCAGUUGGAACUACCACCUGAACUAUCCGAUGUGCACAACAUAUUCCACGUGUCACAACUCCGGAAGUGUCUCCAAGUUCCAGACAAGCCUGGUCUUUACAAGGACGUCGAUCACCAAGCCAUUGACCUUCAGCCUGAUUUGACCUACCAUGAGAGGCCCAUCUGCAUUUUUGACGAGGCUGAACGACACACUCGAAGCCGCACCAUCAAGUACUUCAAGGUCCAGUGGAGCAACCACACUGAAGCAGAAGCAACCUGGGAACGUGAAGACUACCUUAGAUCUGAGUUUCCCGAUCUCUUUUAA
Molecule: messenger RNA, 1437 nt
Organism: Aegilops tauschii subsp. strangulata
Lineage: Eukaryota; Viridiplantae; Streptophyta; Magnoliopsida; Poales; Poaceae
Source: RefSeq, a predicted model, not a curated record